This is a messenger RNA of Pseudocercospora fijiensis CIRAD86, 1400 nucleotides long. RefSeq lists its product as uncharacterized. The record is from RefSeq and is a predicted model, not a curated record. The transcript is spliced from 7 exons. Lineage: Eukaryota; Fungi; Ascomycota; Dothideomycetes; Mycosphaerellales; Mycosphaerellaceae. The coding region runs from base 894 to 1400 and encodes 168 amino acids.
AGACCACUUGUCACACCAGGAAUAAGACAAUCUGCACCCCACCGCACUCCCGACUCAACUUACCAAUCAUCGCGAAUAAUAAGGCCGAACACAAAAGUAACAUGUCGGGCCUUUGGAACAAGCAAGCUGCAGCUCAACAAUCCCCCGUUCAACGUUUAAGAGCGGGCUUGGUCCCUGGCACCUGGCUUCAGCUUGCACCUUCCACCUCUCCCAAGUACGAAACAACUGAGAAGUGGCUCUCUCUCUCACCAUCCCCAUCUCCAUUACCGUCACCAGCCAUGGCCGCUGCGAAGGGAACAGUCGUCGAGGAGCUCUCACUAUCCCCAAAGCCCGGCAACUUCUUGAGCAACGACAUUAGCAACGGAAGUGCUGCCACCAGCCGUACUACAAGCAUGUCCGGACCACGACCAGUCGCCGCCGUGCCAGCCGAAGCUUCACUGGAGUUGAGGAGACUUCGCGGAUCGGACGACGGCGAGCGUCUCGCUCGUUUCCUCUCGAACUGAAGGGAAGACAACUUCCCACGAUCAACACCUAUGAAAGCAAACCCGACUCCACCGAGCCAACAACUACCUACCUCCCUGGGCCGAGCAGAGCACCUUUGACUACGACGACCUAUGGCCGCCCACAUGAAAAGCCAAAAACGCUUCAAGCAUCACUUCGCCGAAUGGCAAACACCCUCGAGCUACCAGACUGAUGAGUGAUGGAAACGUCGGAUGAAUACGCUUUGUCAAAAGCUCGAUGCGGCGUGGAAGGGAAUUGAGGAAAACACUUCUUAUUUUUAUUGUUUGUACGAUAGCGUUGCAUUACGUCCGCCAACGACGUGAAUGAAGUUUUUGCUCGAAACUAGCGUGUUUUUCUUCUCGGUCGUUUAAAAGACUUUAUGCUCUCUCGUUAUGUCUUUACGUAGGCCUGAAGACUUGUUCAUGCCUGCUCGCGACGCCAUUCCCGAGACUUUAAAGGCAGUCCGAAAAUAUAUAGAGAGAGUCCGAGAAUCCGGUCUGCGACGAAGAAUAUCCCAUUUCUCAAGCUCCGCUCUCCCCGCUAGAUACAAGGAGAUCGAUCGCCGCAUCGCACCUCGAUCCCUGCCCCAUCCGACAUCCACCAAUGCCAAAAGCUUUCAAUCUGCUUCUUGUCGACAUAACGAACCGUACCAUGCCCACCAGCAGCUAACUGCCACCGCACGAAGAUUUGCAAGCCCUAACCUACCAGACUUUCACUUCACCGAAGUUGAAGAAAGCGCAACGAUGGGUCAUUUAGACCAGGAACCGAGCGACAAACUGAUCAGGCUCGGUUCGGCAGUCUUGGCGCGCAAUGGACUCGAUGCUGCCAGCGCCGGCGAGGGAGACCUUGGGAUGUCUGAAAUACUUGACAUGUGCUGGGGCUUACCUCAAGCGCCAUAG